Molecule: messenger RNA, 6659 nt
Organism: Gymnodraco acuticeps
Lineage: Eukaryota; Metazoa; Chordata; Actinopteri; Perciformes; Bathydraconidae
Gene: ralgapb
Product: Ral GTPase activating protein non-catalytic subunit beta
Exons: 32
Coding region: 197-4822 (1541 amino acids)
Biological process (GO): regulation of small GTPase mediated signal transduction; activation of GTPase activity
Molecular function (GO): GTPase activator activity
Source: RefSeq, a predicted model, not a curated record
ACACAUCCUGUUUCCCGUUAGCUCAUCAAGCUGCAAUAUUCAAUCCUUGACAUUGCGAAAAUGGACGCUGUUAUGGUCUAGACCUGGAUAUAUAGGAACCAUAAACUGCGAGUUUCAGAUCUCUGCUAUGAGAACAUUUCUCGUUCGUCCAGGUGGAGGCUGGAGGUGUGUGUAGAGUGCAGUACACAUCAGCAGCAUGUAUUCUGAGUGGCGCUCACUGCAGCUGGUGGUGCAGAGUGACCAGGGCCAUCUCAGUGUUCUGCACAGCUAUCCCACCACCGUGGGCACGGAGGUGGCAAAUGCUGUGGUCAAACCUCUGGGUACAGCUGUAAGCCCUGUGGCCACAGAGAAUAUCCUGAAGACGGACAAGGAGGUGAAAUGGACCAUGGAGGUGUUGUGUUAUGGCCUCACCCUCCCCCUGGAGGGAGACACCGUGAAGCUGUGUGUGGAUGUGUACACAGACUGGAUGAUGGCCCUGGUGUCGCCCAGGGACUCCAUGCCUACGCCGGUUGUCAAGGAGCCCAACAUGUACGUCCAGACCAUCCUCAAACACCUCUACAACGUCUUUGUGCCAAGGCCUGAGCAGCAUAGUCUGAACCACAUCAGGCUCUGCCAGCAGGUUCUGACGGCAGUUCAGAAGUUGGCACGUGAGUCUGUUUCCAUGGUGAGGGAAACCUGGGAGGUGCUAUUGCUCUUCCUGCUUCGCAUCAACGACACAUUACUUGCCGCGCCAACGGUUGGAGUUGGCGUUGCUGAGAAACUGGCAGAGAAACUGAUGGCGGUGCUGUUCGAGGUGUGGCUACUGGCGUGCGCUCGCUGCUUUCCCACGCCGCCAUAUUGGAAGACAGCGAAGGAAAUGCUGGCCAACUGGAGACACCACCCCCCGGUUGUAGAGCAGUGGAGCAGAGUGGCCUGUGCCCUCACCUCCAGGCUCUUGCGCUUUACACAUGGACCAUCCUUCCCGCCCUUUAAAGUUCCCGAUGAAGAUGCCAGCCUGAUCCCUUUAGAGAUGGACAACGACUGUGUGGCCCAGACGUGGUACCGCUUCCUCCACAUGCUAAGCAACCCAGUGGACCUGAGCAACCCUGCAAUAGUGAGCACCACUCCGAAGUUUCAGGAACAGUUUCUAAACUCCAGCGGCAUCCCUCAUGAAGUGGUGCUGCAUCCGUGUUUGAAACAGCUGCCCCAGAUCUUCUUCAGGGCCAUGAGGGGCAUCAGCUGCUUAGUGGAUGCAUUCUUAGGUGUCUCUGUUGAAAAGAAAGAUGUACGGGAGAGGGUGUUCACUUUUUCUCCAGUGCUGCACUCUCAUGGUAUAUCACGUCCCAGAUCUGACAGUGCCCCGCCCACCCCGGUCAACAGAAUGAGCAUGUCUCCGCCCCCCUCCAUCACCAACACCACACCCCCCCACAGCCGCAAGCAACGGCAUACAGUGGUCACCAAAACCACGAGCAAGAGUUCAACGGGCAGUGGCAGUCAACCAACCAAAGGGUCCCAGCAGCAGCAGCAGCAGCAGCAGCAGACGUCCUCCUCCCCGACGCUGCUCUCCAGCCCCAACCAGAGCAGCUGGGAGUCUCGGCCCCUGCCCGCCCCGGCACGUCCCAAAGUCAACAGCAUCCUCAACCUGUUCGGCCAGUGGCUCUUCGACGCGGCCCUGGUCCACUGUAAGCUCCACAGCGGCCUCAGCAGAGACCCCAGCAUGACCGCCUCUUUUAUCCAAAUUCUCCUUUCUUAUAAAUCUUCGAUAGCCACUCAAGUAGGUCUGGAGCUGAGAAGGAAGGGUUCCCAAAUGUCCACCGACUCCAUGGUGUCCAACCCCAUGUUCGAUGCCAACGAGUUCCCAGAGAGCUACGAGGCGGGGCGGGCGGAGGCCUGCGGGACGCUCUGCCGCAUCUUCUGUAGCAAGAAGACCGGAGAAGACAUUCUGCCCGUUUACCUGUCCAGGUUCUACAUGGUCCUGAUUCAGGGUCUCCAGAUCUCAGAUUUUAUCUGCAGACCAGUUCUGGCUUCUAUCAUCCUCAACUCUUCGUCUCUGUUCUGCACCGACCUGAAAGGCAUCAACGUGCUGGUGCCCUACUUUAUAGCUGCCCUGGAGACUAUUGUACCAGACAGGGAGCUGUCCAAAUUCAAGAUGUACGUAAAUCCCACCGACCUGCGGAGAGCCUCCAUCAACAUCCUGCUUACCAUGCUGUCUUUGCCGCAUCAUUUUGGCAACAUCAAAUCAGAGGUUCUGUUGGAAGGAAAGUUCAACGAGGAGGAUGGGUGGCCACAUGACCAGCCCGUGUCUUUCCUGUCCCUGAGGCUGCGUCUCGUCAACGUCCUCAUAGGAGCCCUUCAGACUGAGACGGACCCCACCAACACACAGCUCAUCCUGGGUGCAAUGCUAAACAUUGUUCAAGACUCAGCACUGCUGGAGUCAAUAGGUGCACAGACUGAAACGGGGAGCAUAGACGGGAGCCACAUGGCGGUGAGGAGUCACAGUCACAGCCGCACCAACAGCGGCAUCAGCUUCAACAGCGGGGGGAGCACGGAGGCCACCAGCCCCGACUCUGAGAGACCUGGCCAGGCCCUGCUGCGAGACUACGCUCUUGCAGAUACGGCGGCGGGCCUGCUGGUGCGCAGCAUCCACCUGGUCACCCAGAGACUCAACUCCCAGUGGAGGCAGGACAUGAGCAUCUCACUGGCUGCACUGGAGCUGCUGGCGGGGCUAGCCAAGGUGAAGGUGGGAGUAGACUCUGCAGACCGUAAGCGGGCCGUCAGCUCUAUAUGUGGGUACAUCGUGUACCAGUGCAGCCGUCCAGCUCCCCUCCAGUCCCGAGACCUCCACUCCAUGAUUGUAGCUGCCUUCCAGUUUCUCUGUGUGUGGCUCACAGAACACCCCGACAUGCUGGAUGAGAAGGAUUGUCUGGUAGAGGUGUUGGAGAUUGUGGAGCUGGGAAUAUCUGGCAGUAAGUCUCGACAGGAACUGGAAGUCCGACAUAAAGGGGAGAAGGAGCACAACCCGGCCUCAAUGAGGGUGAAGGAUGCUGCGGAGGCCACUUUAUCCUGUAUCAUGCAGGUGUUGGGGGCCUUCCCCUCCCCCAGCGGGCCCGCCUCCACCUGCAGCCUGCUGAAUGAAGACACCCUGAUCCGCUACGCCAGACUCAGCGCCACGGGAGCCAGCAACUUCCGCUACUUCGUCCUGGACAACUCGGUCAUCCUCGCCAUGCUGGAGCAACCCCUCGGCAAUGAGCAGAACCCGAGUCCAUCAGUGACGGUUCUGAUCCGAGGCACGGCAGGCAGACAUGCCUGGACCAUGCAGCUCUUCCACCAACCCAGAGGAGCUCGGGCCAAUCAGAGGCAGGUGUUUGUUCCAGAGGGCCGUCCAAAACCCAACAACGGUGUGGGCAUCAAGUACAACGUGAAGCAGAGGCCCUUCCCCGAAGAGGUGGAUAAGAUUCCUCUGGUCAAAGCGGACGUCAGUAUUCCUGACUUGGAUGACAUUGUCAGUAAAGAGCUGGAACUGCAACAUGACAAGCUCCGGGCUCUGAUGACAAAGCAGAUGGAGUACGAGAACUCCCUGGAGCGACACAGCGAGGAGAUCUGGAAGUCCAAGCCUUACCCCGACCCUCAGACGGACUGCAAACCCCCGUCCCCCGCGCAGGAGUUCCAAACAGCUCGCCUCUUCCUCUCACACUUCGGCUUUCUGUCUCUGGAGGCGCUCAAGGAGCCCAACAACAGUCGUCUACCUCCUCAUCUGAUUGGCCUGGAGUCUUCGUUGCCCGGGUUUUUUGAUGACAUAAGCUACCUAGACCUGCUUCCAUGCCGACCUUUUGACACCGUCUUUAUUUUCUAUGUGAGGGCUGGACAGAAAAGCAGCCCGGAGAUCCUGAGGAAUGUGGAGUCGUCGUCCAGCGUCCAACCCCACUUCUUGGAGUUCCUGCUGUCCUUGGGCUGGCCUGUGGACGUGGGACGCCACCCGGGCUGGACGGGACACCUGGACACCAGCUGGUCCCUGAACUCCUGCUCCGACAGCACUGAUUUCCAACAAACGGAGGACGCAGCUACUCCCGAGGACACAGGAGGCUCCAUGUUCAACGGGGAGAAGAAAGUGUUGUACUAUGCUGAUGCUCUGACAGAGAUUGCCUUCGUUGUUCCUUCGUUAUCGGAAAGUUCUGAGGAGUCGUCGGUGCACAGCGACUCCACCGUGGAGGCGGACACUAACGCAGACAUCGUGCCCGGGUCACUCAAACAACCCAAUCUCACACUGGAGCUGUUCCCCAACCAUUCAGAAAACCUGGAGUCUGCCAAAAAGCUGAGUCCUUUGGUGAAGUCGAAGAGGUCGUCCACUGGAAAGUCUUUCCCACCUCUGGGUCCCGAGACCAAGGUGUUUGUGGUCUGGGUGGAGCGCUUCGAUGAUAUCGAGAACUUCCCUCUGUCUGACCUCUUGGCGGAAACCAGCACGGGCUUGGAGGGGAGCAUGAGCAACAGCACUUCCUGCAGGUCAGGGUUACUGGAAAAGGACGUUCCUCUGAUCUUCAUCCAACCUCUGAAGACGGGACUCUUCAGGAUGCGGCUGCAUGGAGCUGUGGGUAAAUUCGGCAUGGUGAUUCCCCUGGUGGACGGCAUGGUGGUCAGCCGCAGAGCACUAGGGUUCCUCGUGCGGCAAACGGUCAUCAACGUGUGCCGACGGAAGCGUCUGGAAAGUGACUUGUACAACCCGCCUCACGUGCGGCGGAAGCAGAAAAUAACUGAGAUAGUCCAGCGUUACCGCAACAAGCAGCUGGAGCCGGAGUUUUACACCUCGCUCUUCCACGAGGUGGGGGAGGAAAAGCCUCACCUCUAACCUCCCCCAGCCCUGUCCUAACACUGGCUCACAAGCGCACAUUACAGCAUACACACACAUACACUCUCUCGUCCUAUACUCAUACACCAUUUACUGUGCGUGCAUACACUCACACACACCACACGCAGAUCUUUAUAUUUAUACUGUACUGUUUGUUAUUUAUAUGACUACAUAUAUCAACACUGUCUGCCUUUGACUCCGAGAGCAAAGUGUCAAAAACCCAAGCCACGUCGGGAAAAGCUGCAUUUCUCUGUCGCAGCCUCUCAUUGAAGAUGAAGCUCAACAGUGACUUUCUCUCCCCCCCCCACCAUUUAGAAUCAUGCUUCGUGGCAAAAAAGAGUCCCUGCUUGUCUUUAACUGCAAUAGUUACACUGUCGACCUUUCUGAAAUUGUAAAAAAGUUUGUCCUCUAAACCCUGUGAUGAAAUUGAUUUUCACGAUGCUUUGGUAAUACAGAGUUGUGUCCCAAAAUCUGCAUAUCUGGUUUUGUUUUAAUCAAACAGAUUCACAGCUGGAUUUCUCUCCAAGGAGAUGCACACGUUAUAAAACAUUUUUCAUCUCCUGCUGCUUUAAGGCAAGUGGCUUCACGAAGGGAUUGAAAGCAUUAACCCUUCGUCUAAUGUUACAACACAUUGUCAUUUAACAUGCAGACACCGGCUGAAGUCUUCCUCACACAUCGGGCCAAGCACAUAAGAUUUUCUUUAUAUAUUUGUAUUUGGUUUCUAGGACUCUUACGUUGCCAUUUUUGACAACUACGCCGUCUCAUUCAUCCCAUCUCACAACCUACUGCAGUGUGUGUGUGUGGUCACAUGUAUGCUUGUUCAGCCAGUCGAUUCAUACACACUACAAGGAGUCAUAGUGACCCCCAUAAAAACUCCAUUUGGGCUAGACAUAACCCUAGAACUGCUUUACUCUUGUUCUAAUUAUAAUGAAUUUAGUUACAGAAACUCCUUCAUUUUGCACAUAUUUUUUGCAGGGCUAAUUCAAAAUGACCACACAGAUAUUUUAUCACAGUUAAACUGUCCUGCUCCUCCAAACAAAUCUAUAGUGAUCUCUUCAGAGGCCAACUUACUCACUGCAGCUAUUUGUGUUAUACAUAGCUUGCAUUUUGGCUUAUUAUGUAAUUAAAGCAAUUUUUUUCACUCAAACCCAAUAUUUAAAUGUUUUGGCAACAGAAAUGUGCAGUUUAGCCUUCACACGUUUUCUUCUUUAUUUGCUUCACGUUUUUUCCGUUGACUCACUGUACUUUAGUUUUGAUUCAAGCCCUCUUCACUGUCUGCCUGUAACAAUGUGAAUUUAUUUAUCACAGCGAUGGAACAGGGCAAACUCCUCUUUGUUAUAUUGGAAAGUCUUAAUGCACUGAGCACAUUUUAUGUUGAUUCUUUCUAUUCCCAUUGGUUACCUUUCAUGUCCUUUUUGUACUUUUGUGCAGUUUGAAAGAAAACCCUGCUGAAGGAAGAGUUUUAUCUUGUGAAAUACGAAUGAAGACGAGGCGUCGUGGAGUUUUUAACCUGUCAUGUCUAACUGUGUGACUCACUUUCUAUGACGGUGCUUUGCGCACAUGCCUUUUUUUGGAAGGAAAAAGUAACAUUGCUUCGAAGAAACCACAUACAAUCAGUCAUACAUGCUAGUUACUCCUCCAUAUUUAAAGAUUUGCCAUGUACAGAAGCGGAGGAUAAAUAUGUAAAUAUAUGAUAGUGUAAGGCAUUUAAAAGUUGUCUGUUGCAUUCCUCAUCUGAGAUUGCGAGAAAUUAUGUAUGUAUGCAAUUAUGUGUGGGAGCAUCACAAUGGGUAUUGAAUGUAACAUGCAUCGAUUAAAACUAUUAUUGACAUUUUAA